Messenger RNA from Cetraspora pellucida, 2703 nucleotides. The record is from the annotation of a GenBank genome assembly. Lineage: Eukaryota; Fungi; Glomeromycota; Glomeromycetes; Diversisporales; Gigasporaceae.
GUGGAUUUUAAUAGAACUUUUACUUUCAAAUCGAGGUUUCAAGUUGAGAACUCAAAUCAGCAUAAUCCGAUUUUAGCAUCAUCAGUAACAUUUACAGAAUAUAAAGGAAUUAUUUCUAGGAGUGGUGGAAGUUUAAGAAGAAGUUGGAGUGCUAUAAGAAGACAAAAGAGAGAUAUUGAACAAAUGGUUACUUUAAAUGAAGCUUAUUCAAUUAUUCAUUUAUGUGCUGGGGAAGUUUUAUCAAGAGGAUUAGGUGAAGAGAAUUUAUUCUCACCAGUUGAUCAUGAAGAUAACCCUGAUGAGGUCAGGUACCUUAUCAAUUGCCUUUUACGUGAUAAUCAUACGGAAUUCGAGGAUGAACUCAAGUUUCAAGAUAUUCGUAAUAUAGUCUCUGGUAUUAGAUGGACUCUUAGGAGAUGUGUCACUAGUAUAGUGUCAUAUAAAAAUUACGAAAAUUUUGUUCGUCUAGAAAGUGGCAUAUUCAAUCAAUUCAUAUCUAAUCUUUCAAAACCAGCUCAAGCAAUUCUUCUGGAAUUAUUUGAAUUAUUUUCACAAGUAAUGACACAAGCUCAUAUAAACAAAAUUCCUGCUCAAAGAAUAAUUAAAUCAAUGGCACAUUAUAUUAUCGGUGAUAAAGAACUUAAAUUUGAAAAUUUUAGUGCUGCUUAUACAAAAUGGUUAAGAUGCUCUAACGCAUGUACUCAUUUAUUCUUGGCUUAUUUACGUGAAAGAGCUUGUUCGGCUAGUCUUCCUCCUCGUUUAAAUAUUUUAUUGGAUGCUUAUGUACAAUUUCGUAAAAAAUCAAGAUCUUCUCCUGAUUAUCAACAUCCUUUAGCCGAUAUUACUAUUGAAGAUUUACAAUUAAUUAUUAGACCAAAAAAACAAUCACGUCAGAAGAAUAAUUUAAUCCCUAGACAAAUUGAUUCUAUAAGGAAUAGUGCUUUAUCUCGUUCUUUAACUAUCGCUGAAAUGUUUCCUGAUAUUGCUGAAUCUUUGGAUUCUUUAAGAAGAAAAACUACUUAUCAAAAUUUAGAUAAUAUAAUUGAAGAUUCUCAAAUUGCCGCUCAAAAAUGGGAUGAAUUACAAAUUAAAGGUUUCAAUGUACUUUCUGAAGAAGCUUUAAAAUUAUUCUUUGCUUUUGAUGAUAGAAGUUCAAAUCCUUGUGCUAGUAUUGUAAGAAGACGUAGUAGAAAAUUUAAUAAGAAACAUUUGGAUCAAAAAUUUUUAGAACUUCUUCCUAAUAUUGAAAUUGAUAGUGAAACUUUAAGAGAUAGUUUAUUUCAAUCGGGUGGAAAUAAUUCUAAAGGUUCUUUACGUGCUACUGUUGUAUGGGAUGAAUUUGAAAAGAAAGGUUUUAGAGAUUCUACCGCUACUAAUUCAAAUAUCCUUAGUCUUUGUUCUACAUUAGGUCCUUCAACUACUUCUGUACCUAUCUCCGAAACAUCUGAAUCUGAUUCAUCUAAUCCUGAAAUAAUUACUCCUCCUCAAGUAAUUACUCCUCCUCAAGUAAUUACUCCUCCUCAAGUAAUUACUCCUCCUCAACUAAUUACUCCUCCUCAAGUAAUUACUCCUCCUCAAGCAAUUACUCCUCCUCAAGCAAUUACUCCUCCUCGAGUAAUUACUCCUCAAGUAAUUAAUUCUGAAGUAACCAAUUCUGAAGUAACCAAUUCUGAGUUUAAUGAACCGCAAUCGCAAAAUGAUGAUGAAAUACAAUUACGAACUCGAGAAAGAUCUCCACCAAUGGAUCGUCCAAUUAAACGGAAAAACAAACCUUUAAGAAAAACUUUUUGCUUUUUAUGUUUAAGACCUGAUUCAAGUUUUUCAGGUUUUUCCGUUACCAUGGAAACCGAUCAAGAACAAGAUGAAACAAAUGAUCAUCCUAUGAAUUCUCACGUGACCAUAGAACCUAUUAAUAAUAAUUUCCCUUACAUGUGGGUCGAAUCUAGUUCUAAUGAAAAAAAUGCAAAAGAACCUUGGGAAUGGGUCUUUGUUGAACCUCGAGAUGAGAGACAUGAACCUGAAUGGAUAAUGUUUGAGGAUAAGAGACAAUUCCUUUCCGAACGUGAACGUGAAAAUGAAAAAGAUAAACGUAAAACUCGUAAAAGAUCUCUUUUAAAUGCUCUAAACACAUUUAAUGCUAAUAUGCCUUGGUCAAAAUCUAAUCGUCCAAAUAAGUUUAUAAAUAAGAUAAAAACAUCAAUUCAAAAAGAUCGAUCAAGCCCAACAAGAAUUCCACCAGAACAUGAACUUGAAUUACGAAAUAUUAAAGAAAAUGGUGAAGGUUCGGGUUCAUCAUUAAUAUCACAUGGUGAAUAUUAUCCUCAUGAUAUUUACGAUGAUUAUAUAGAGGAGGAGGAGGAAGUAGAAGAAGAUAACGAAGUUGUUAUACAUAAACAUACUGUUCCUUAUUCAAGACAAAAUAAUAUUAAUGAUAAUAUUUCUACUUAUGAUGAAUCACUCACAUCAAAUAUAAUCAAGCGACCAAAUAUUUUGUCAUCAGGAUAUGAUAAUCUUUCAGUAUCUUCAUUGGCAGUUAAUCAAGAACAAUAUAAUGAACAAUCUUAUGUGUUAGCGAGCAGAAGAAUUUUACAAACACAACAAUCAAAUUAUCAUACGUCAAAUUAUCAUACAUUAACUGAGGGAUCAUCAUAUCAGAUGCAAUCGAAAAAACAAGAAACAAAUAGGGAAAUUAUUAAAUUUUGA